GCUCCACUCAUCCAUUCUGCACUGCGGCGUUUCUCGUACCUGAGAAGUGCUGCAUUGCCGGAAUCCACCAUACGUCCCGUCACAUAAGUCCACCUCCGACAACCAUCCCAAACCCUUCAAGAUGGACAGGCAGCUAAUCUCACUUGCCUUCAUCCUUUUGGCCGCCGUGGCCUCCGCCCAGCCCCCCGCCUCGGCCCCAUCGACCACCCCCUCCGUCUCCGCCCCAUCAACUUCACCGGUCACGUCACCUGAGGUGGCUGCACCUUCGACCGUUCCAGUGUCCGAUGGCCCCUCAACCACCCCCUCCGUGCCUGCACCCUCUACGUCCCCCACAGAGGGUCCUGCUGCAGAUGUCACCCCCGUCGCCCCCGCCACUGCCCCUGUAGCCUCAGCAGACACUCCCGAUGCCUCAGCCACUGCACCUGCUACCGGCCCCAGCGGUCCCUCUGCACCCACUCCCCACUCGGAUGUUGGUGCUUUGUCCCCUGACGACGAUGAGGCACCACUUGGGUCCCCCAACACUAGCCCACCUGCCCCACUCACCAAAGACUCCGCGUCCGGCCCCUCAGGAUCUGACGCCCCCGCCUUUUCACCCGAAACCGAUUUCAGCAGGGCUUCCUCCAUCAGGGGCGGCGCCGGUGUACUCGCCUACGCCGCUGUCGCAUGCUUCUUCAUGUGAGCUGCUUAAUGGUUAGACUUGGUGUUGGGUUUUCAGUGGGAGAUUUGCGAUCUUGUUUCUCUCUCUCUGUAAUCGUCUGAUUUUCUGGUUUCUUUCUAAGAUAAAGUAAUUUUUCCAUUUAUUUCCUGUCGGAUUUUAAUAUGAAAUGGUAAUUAUUGUUGUCGUUUACCUGCUGGAGUUGAAUGAGAAGAACAAUGAAAGAAAUACAUGGAAAUGAAGACAUGGAUUUACGAAAGCA
Messenger RNA from Amborella trichopoda, 917 nucleotides. NCBI's taxonomy places the organism in Eukaryota, Viridiplantae, Streptophyta, Magnoliopsida, Amborellales, Amborellaceae. The record is from RefSeq and is a predicted model, not a curated record.